UUCUUUGUUUCUCGCGAGAUUUGAAACACUGCGCUCAAUCGCUCGGCAGCUUCAUCAUGGAGGAAGAGUACGGACGUAAAUGGGACCGGUGCCUUGCUGACAGCGCUGUCAAAAUCGCGACCGGUCUUGGAGUUGGCAUAGUUCUCUCCGUCACGUUAUUCAAACGCCGCACAUGGCCAGUGGCGUUUAGUGCAGGAAUGGGGCUGGGCAUGGCCUACUCCAACUGCCAGCAGGACUUCAGGUCACCGUACCUGCUGCACGGACACAUGGUUAAGGAUCAGUAGAGGAGCAUGGGAGGUGCUGGUCUUUGCUGUCAUCCGUCAUGCUGUUCAUUUCUGUUUGCUUGGCGUUCUUUUGUUCGCUACCUCCACGUGUUCCUGUUCCCGGUCACCAUUGUAAUUGCUGCGUCUGGAAAGAAUGUUGUUUAUUUAAUCACACUAUAAUGAAAAUAAUUAAAGUGACAUUUAAAAUAAAAAAUAAAAUAAAAAAACAAACAAACAUCAAAA
Molecule: messenger RNA, 506 nt
Organism: Alosa sapidissima (American shad)
Lineage: Eukaryota; Metazoa; Chordata; Actinopteri; Clupeiformes; Clupeidae
Product: MICOS complex subunit MIC10-like
Exons: 4
Coding region: 57-284 (75 amino acids)
Cellular component (GO): mitochondrial inner membrane; MICOS complex; mitochondrion
Source: RefSeq, a predicted model, not a curated record